This is a messenger RNA of Cyclocybe aegerita, 5028 nucleotides long. Lineage: Eukaryota; Fungi; Basidiomycota; Agaricomycetes; Agaricales; Hemipholiotaceae. The record is from the annotation of a GenBank genome assembly.
AUGUCACUAGGUCGCGAACCUGUUGCAAGUUUUCCUCUAACCUCCAAGAUGACCACGGCGAAGAUCGCAGAAUGCUUGACGGCUACCCUCAAUCCAGACACAAAUACUCGAAUCGCUGCGGAACUCAAGCUAGGGGAAUGGUUUACGCGUCCAGGCGCGUCGUUUUCACGCAUCGCCAUUGCUCUUCGCAAGUAUGUCCGAGAAAGAUGGUCGCCCUACUUUUCCACUUUCAAAGGCUGUGCUCCACCAGUUGAGAUAAAAGCUCAAAUCCGGGAAGCAGUAUUCCAUGGACUCUCAGAUCCACUUAGAAAAAUCCGAACGCUCUCAGCUCACACCCUCUCCUCCAUAGCCAACUGUGAUUGGCCAGAUGAAUAUCCAGAUCUACUUGCCUCCCUUAUCAGUCUGAUAUCUUCUGGAUCGCCCAACUCUGUCCAUGGUGCAAUGCAGGUCUUUACGGAAUUCAUCAAGUCCGACUUGACGGAAGACCAGAUUUUACCUGUUCUCCGUGAACUUCUUCCUGUCCUCUUGCAGAUACUUGGAUCCACCGAGUCGCAUUCAGCUCCGACUCGUGCCCGCGUCGUCUCUGUUUUUCGCCAAUGUGUGACGGCGUUGUUCAUGGUAAAAGAUCAGCAUCCUCAAGCUGUGAAGGAAGCAACGGCCUCGGUUCUACCAGUCUGGUUAGAAGCCUUCAAAGUUUUGCUCAGCAUCGAUCCUCUUCAAGAUGUUGCCAAUGCCUCCAGCUGGGACGGACUCACUGUUAGAAUCCAGAUUUUUAAGACACUGGAUACUCUCCACACGUCAUUUCCAAGAGCUCUGGUCGACUACCUGAAUGAUUUCCUAGCGGUGUCUAUAAACCAUUUGCGAGCAUUGUACUCAACUUUCACGUCAUAUUAUCUCAAUGGGUCCGAAUCGGCUCCAAACACAUCAGAAGAUGAGCCGAUUGAACUUCCACAGCUUGUAUGCCCUAUCAUUGAUCUCCUUGCUGCUGUCAUUCGAAGUGGGAAGGCUCACAAUUGGCUGAGCGAUGCGAACAUUUUCUCAUUGGUUUCAUCGGUAUUUGCAUAUAUUCAAAUGUCAGAGGAAGACGCGGAGACUUGGGCAAGUAACGCAAAUGCCUUCGUUGCCCAGGAAGAGGACGAAACCCAAGCCUACAGCGUCAGAGUAGCUGGAUUUGAUCUUCUCAGUUGCUUGAUGGAACGCGCUCCAGCCCAAACAACUGCGUCUUUCCAAUCGUCCAUUACACAAGUUGUUGUGGCGUCCGAACAAACUCGCAAUGCAGGAGACCCUGAAUGGUGGCGACCCUUAGAGGCAGGCCUUGCAGCCAUCGGAUCCCAAGCAGAGUCUGUCCUAGAUUGCAUUGAGGACGAACAGGAAUCAGGUCGCCAGAAACCCAUCGACAUCGAUUCUCUUCUUUCGAAUGUGAUACCUCCCAUUUUGGGUGUAUCGGAAGCGCCGUUCUUACAAGGAAGAGGAUUCGUCUUUGCUAGUCAAUAUGCCAAACUGCUACCCCUUCAGUCUGCCGGUCAUUACCUCAAUGCUGCAGUCCAAAUUCUAGAGUCAAGUGAGGCUAGCGUUCCGGUGAAGAUUUCGGCAGUUAAGGCGAUACACAAUUUUUGUCAAGACGGAGAGGACUCUGCUCUUAUUCCAUUUGCCCCUCGAAUAACCCAAGACCUUGGCCCUUUGCUCCUCGUCGCUUCAGAGGACACCCUGUCCUUAAUUCUAGAAUCCUUAUCUGUGGUCCUUGAGGUGGAUCAAGGCAAGUGGCUGACACAGGAACUCGCUGGGUCUUUGGUUACUGCAAUAUUAGAAGUGUGGAAUAAGAACAAUAAAGAUCCGAUCUUUAUUUCGAUCUUUACGGACAUCCUCACCAAUCUUGCAUCAUCACCGGCGAAUGGCAUCUACGAGACCGUGAUCAAGCAAGCCCUCCCUCCACUUAGUGCGGCUGUGACCUCUGCCAAAAAGGAGGAAUCAUGGAUAGCUAGUUCAGCAAUCGACCUGAUCAGUAGCUUGGUCUCAGGAGCCAAAGAAAACAAUCUUGGAGAAGGCUUCUUCCAGUUAUUGGCGCCCGGAUUAUUUUCAUGUUUGGGCGGGGCAGAAGACCGGGAUGUCUUGCAGAACGGGAUUUCUUGUCUUACCCUCAUCAUUCGCAAAGAUUGCAACCAGAUAGUGUCCUGGAACGACGGCAGUGGUAGAAGCGGUCUCGAAUAUGUCUUGUCUCUCACCGGACGUAUGCUCGAGAGCCAGGAUGAGUCGGGAGGCCUCCAAAUAGGUGAUCUUAUCAUCCACCUCUUGAGACGAACAGGUGAUGCCGUACUUCCCGUUCUACCUCAGCUGUUACAAGCGAUGGUGUCACGAAUGACGACUGCAAAGACUGCGACCUUCCUCCAGAGUUUGGUCAUUCCGUUUGCCUUCCUGAUCAACAACCAACGAGACACUGUCCUGGCCCUGUUGGAAUCCUUGGACAUCAAUGGCCGGAAUGGGCUAGAUAUCCUCAUCCAAACGUGGUGCGAGAAUGCAGAAACAUUCCAAGGAUUCUGGCCAUCUCGUAUCAGCACCUUGGCUCUAACCCAGCUUCUCGUGUCCGAUCGCCCGAGCCUCCAGAAUCUCACCGUCAAGGGAGACAUCAUCAUCAAACCGGAAACUAAGAAUGUCAUUAUGACUCGCUCAAAAACGAAGAAGACUCCUCAUGAAUUCACGGCGAUUUCUUUCCCUGUCAAAGCCCUCAAGAUCAUUCUGCGAGACGUUCAGUCUGGUGGAGAUGCGGCUACUCUGACAGCCCAAGGAGAGGUAUAUGACGUAGAAUCCGAUGAUGGAGAUGAAGAUUGGGCAGAGGAGGAAAAACAAAAUCAAGGGUUCAAAGCAGAUGAGUUCGCGUUCCUGUCGGACAUGUUGGGUCCCAAGGGAAUGGCCUUCGAUAACGACGAAAUUCUCGAUGAUAAUGACGACGAGGAUUUGAAGAAUGACCCCGUUUCUCACAUGGACUUGCAGGCGCACCUCCAGGCAUUUUUACGUGAUUGCGCCGCUCACAACACGAAUAACUUCGCCCAGCUUGUGGACCAGCUCUCUCCAGAAGAAACACUGGUUGUCCGUAGGAUUGUCAAUGUCUCGCUCAAGAAAGUCAAGGGCGAAAACUUCUACCGCAAUGCGAAGCAAGUUGCUCGAGUCAAAAUGCUCAACGGCGGCAAGGCCGUACGUGACAAGGACGGGAAGAUUAUCCAGGCUGCCGCUUUUCAGAAGGGAGAAGACGAGACGAAGCCUGGACGGGUGCAACCCGAUCGUAGAUGGUUCGGGAAUACCAGAGUUAUCUCUCAAACGGCUUUGGAUCAUUUUAGAACAAGCCUUGGGUCCAAGAAGGACGACCCAUAUUCAGUCUUACUGAGGAGGAAUAAACUGCCGAUGGCUCUCCUCGACGAUGCUGCCAAUCCGAAUCUCCGCAAGCGAGCUCAUAUCGUCGAAACCGAACCUUUCGCCGAAACCUUUGGCCCUAAGGCUCAAAGAAAAAAACCAAGAAUAGAAGCUGGGACGUUCGAGGAACUGAGUCAACUUGGUGCUGCAGCAGGAGACGAGGCGGACAAUGCUGCUGCUUCAUCAGGUCAAGCAGUCAUUGAGCCUCUUGCCUCCUCGAUUGUCGAGCCACAAACUCAUGCCGACUACAAUGAGCCCAUUUAUGCCAAAGGCACUUCAAGACGAAUAUAUGGCGAACUGUACAAGGUCAUAGACUCUUCCGACGUCAUUCUCCAUAUCCUCGAUGCUCGCGACCCCUUCGGGACAAUGUGCGAAUCUGUACUCGAGUACAUAAGAAAAGAGAAAUCGCACAAACAGGUAGUCUUAGUUAUUAACAAAUGUGACCUAGUUCCGAACUGGGUCACGGCGCGAUAUAUUAAACACCUCACCCCUCGCUACCCCACUAUUGCUUUCCAUGCCUCGCCGAAUCACUCCUUUGGCAAAGGCUCUCUUAUUCAGUUGCUGCGGCAGUUUUCCCAGUUGCAUUCAGACAAGAAGCAAAUAUCCGUGGGGUUUAUGGGAUACCCUAAUGUCGGGAAAAGUAGCGUCAUCAACACGCUGAAGAGCAACAAAGUUUGCCGUGUAGCCCCAGUACCUGGAGAGACGAAAGUCUGGCAAUACAUUACUCUCACCAAACGAAUAUACCUCAUCGAUUGCCCUGGAAUUGUGCCCGCCUCAGCACACGAUUCGCAAGCAGCUACCGUCCUGAAGGGCGUGGUCCGAGUAGAAGCUCUUGCAACUCCUUCAGAACAUAUACCUGUUCUCAUGGAACGGGUGAAGCCCAUCUACCUCUCCAGGACAUACGGGAUAGAUCUUCCGGAGAAAGAUGAUCCCACGAAGAGUUGGGAACCGGAAGAAUUCCUCGAUAAACUUGCACGGAUGAAAGGCCGACUAUUAAAACAUGGCGAACCAGAUUUGGACUCCGUUGCCAAGAUUAUUUUGAGCGAUUGGGUUCGGGGUCGUAUUCCGUUCUUUGUGCCACCGCCUGAAAGGUCAGAGGACCUGAAUGCUGCCGAAGCUAAGCAGAGGAAGAAAAAUGAUCUGAAGGGGAAGGGGAAGGCGACAUCUGAGGCUGAAGUUCCAGGAGUCAAGCAAAACCUGAAGACUCUUAUCCAGAAGAACACCUUCCUGCCUGAGGAUAUUCAGAAGAUGGACGAAGAACCCAAGGAGGAUGAGGACGAAGAUGUCGACGACGAUGCUUCUGGAAGCGGGACUGAAAACUCAGAUCAUGUCGAUGAAGGAGAAGACGAAGAUGAUUUGAAGUGGACCGACGUCUUUGAAGGCAUCAACUCCAACUCCGUUGUUUCUAAUGCUGCAAAGGAACCCAAGAGUGAUGCCCUUCCUGAAAAAGAAGAAAGCUCUGACGAGGAAGCGUCAGAUAAAAAGGAACCUCGGAUGAAGACGAACAAGCGCAAAGCCGGCAAUUUUUACUCGACCGCGAAUGUGAAGAACAAGAGUCGGUCAAAAGCGGCCUUAAUGAAAUCGCUUCCUGUCGGAAAAAAGGGCAAGAAGAAGAGUGCUUGA